UUUGCUGUUAUCAGUCAACUUUUGUUUUCUGUUGUGCUAAGUCUCUCCUUGAUGUGAGAAAGAUGACUAACUUCUCUUUGAUUAAUUGUUGCUGGUGACAAAACUAGAGACUGCGAAAACUGUUACAACACUGGAACUCUUUGAUUGCUUCUGUUUUGAGGGUGCUCUUAUGUACGUACUUUAGUCUAAUUUUGGUGGAGGGCAACUACUGAUUUUCUUUCAGGGAAGAUAAGUAAAUAGCAGGAGUGCUACUCAUCUCUUAAAGCAGUUUGCUUCCACACGUCUUCCUUUGAAAAGGUUGUAUUGACUUAAACAGCACCAAAGACUCUGAGCAUCAGUCAGUCAAUCCUUGGUCAUAUCCUUGAGGAGAAAGAUUAAAGCAGAUCCUGAAAUUCCAAAUCUAUAAGACCAAGUGAAGCUAACCGUUCUCCCAGAUCUUUUAUGCUGGCUAUCAGUGAAUUCUUCCUCCACCUGGUGGCAGUUGAAGCCAUACCUGGGAUCUCGCUGAAAGCUCUCAUCCCUUUUGGAACCACUCUGCAAAGAGCAAGUUCUUUGAUGUGAAAAAGUCAAGGCUGCUGUGACCUUGCUUGUUCAUAUUCCCUUGUUCAUAUUCCCUGGAUAGCAGAGACACUUAAAUGAUGCCUUGUGUGAAGACAGACACAGUUAUUUUUUUCUUCAAGAGCGUGACGCAGCAAAACCUAUCACCAAUGAAGUAAGAAGACAGGCGACACUUGAUAAACACUCAGAUCUCUGAAGAGCCCCAUUAUAUUCUCUAACGUAGUAGCCAUUGUUCUGGAUGUGGUAGACCAGUAAGUCAACAGCUGUGAAAUUUGGGGAAAAUGGCCUGUGAGUUUAAUCUAAACUUCCUUAAGGAAUUGGAGCGAGAGGCUGUUCUGGAAGUCCUGUACCGUGACCAGAUGGUGAGAAAAACAGAGGAAGAAAGAGUAAGGAAACUGAAAAUGCAGCUGCACCAGCUUCGAUGGAAAGGGGCAAGAAACGUAAGCCAGGAAUACCGAGAGAGGUCUUGUGCUCGCUGCCAGAAAUCCCUUGGAUUGCUGCUGAACAGAGGUGCGGUGUGCAAUGGGUGCAGUCAUCGAGUGUGCUCUGAGUGCCGCGUCUGCCUGAAUCCCUCCCUUUGGAAAUGCACCGUUUGUUAUGCUCAUGGAGAUGUGAAAGUAAAGGCUGGUGAAUGGUUCUUUGAGGAACGAGCAAAGAAAUAUCCAGAUGAAGGCAGGCAUGAAACAGCUGGUGCAAAGCUCUUGAAAUCUUAUCAGAAACUGAGUAAAAUUUCUGUUGUACCUCCAACUCCACCUCCUUACACUGAAUCCACAGCAGGAAGUAAUGCUAAGGAACUUGGACAGUCUAAAAGUUUUAAUAAAUCUGUGGAAAACUUGUUUUUGUCUCUCACAACACACAUAAAGAAGAUCUCCAAGUCCCAGAAUGAUAUGGCUGACAGAAGUCUGCUAACGACAGAUUAUGGACAUAACGUGGAAAGAAGGAAGCAGAGGAGGAGCCAGUCUGACACUGCCAUCAACAUUACAAGCAGGAAGAAAAGUACACCCAGUCUUCAAGAUCUCUUCUAUGGGGCUCAAAAUGAUAAUGAAAUUCUUACCAAAAGGAAUUGCAAGCAAGAGGACGACAUAACAACCAGUCCCACAAGUGAUGCUGUUUUCUGUGAUGGUAGGAGACAUGGGAGUUUGUAUAGUCUUAACAGCACUUGCACUGAAUCCGGCAACUUUGGCAAAGCGAACGUCACAGGAGAAAUAGAGUUUGCCAUAAGAUACAUCUUCAAGGCUUGCAUCUUAGAAAUUUGCAUCAGAGGAUGCAAGAAUCUGGCUUAUGGAGAGGAGAGAAAGAAAAAAUGUAACCCGUAUGUCAAGGUUUAUUUACUUCCUGAUAAAUCUUCUCGGAGUAAGCGGAAGACAGCUGUCAAAAAGAACACAGUGGAUCCAGAAUUUGAUGAGACCUUGAAGUACAAGAUCGAGCGCUCCCAGCUGGGAAGCCGGCAGCUUCAGAUCUCUGUGUGGCAUGCAGGAGCACUCAAGUACAGGGUGUUUUUGGGAGAAGUGGUGAUUCCGUUGGCAGCGUGGAGUUUUGAAGACAGCUCAAUGGGGUCAUUCAACUGGUACCAGCUCCAGUCCAAGCAUGAAAAGCCUGAAGAUAAUCUUAUUCAAUACAGUGGAGAACUCCUGGUGUCUGCAAGAUUGUCGGUACCAGCCCAGUAUAAAAAUUUCCAGUUUGGAAGGUGGAUGAUGGAAGGAAAAAAAGACCAAGAAUUUUCCAACUGCCAGCUUCAGGUUAUGAUAUUUGGGGCCAGGAACUUGCCUGUGCUGAGAUCUGCUGGAACGCUGAACUCGUUCGUUAAAGGCUGUCUUCUCCUUUCAGACCAAGCAGAGUUAAAGCAAAAGUCACCUGUGGUGAAGAAAGAAGACUGUCCUCAGUGGAAACACUUGUUUGUCUUUGAUGUUACCCCAGCUCAGCUACAGCAGUCAUGUCUACACUUGACUGUCUGGGACCAGUCAACUUUUGGCUCACGUGAUCAGUUCCUAGGGGGAGUCAAGCUGGGUGCAAAGCAAUUGCUUGGUUUUGCAGACCCCAUUUCUCCGUCAGUGCUUCAAUGGGAAGAAGUGUUGCGCAGGCCAAACACGUGGAUGGACUUUACACUGAUACUGCAUUCAAAUAUGGAAAACUUUAAAUCAUGAAGAUAAUGGCCUGCCUUCCCUUCUCAGUGGGUGAUAUUCAGGGUUGGAGUGGUGCAUAUACAUUCUAAGCAUGGUGAAAGGGUACACAACAGUACCUACUUCUGUGUUGGGGGAAUUGAGUUGUAAGUUUGAACGGUUGUGAUACUGAAGGUUUUAUUUCUCAAAAAUCUAAA
Messenger RNA from Centrocercus urophasianus (Greater sage-grouse), 2875 nucleotides. It is a transcript of the gene SYTL3, whose product is annotated as synaptotagmin like 3. Gene Ontology annotation, biological process: intracellular protein transport; exocytosis. Gene Ontology annotation, molecular function: neurexin family protein binding; small GTPase binding. The transcript is spliced from 17 exons. Lineage: Eukaryota; Metazoa; Chordata; Aves; Galliformes; Phasianidae. The record is from RefSeq and is a predicted model, not a curated record. The coding region runs from base 840 to 2702 and encodes 620 amino acids. Gene Ontology annotation, cellular component: plasma membrane; exocytic vesicle.